GUUAUGCAGUGCAUCGACAGUUUGGGAUUUCGUUUGAUCUAGGUCGCACAGGUAAACCGGUUGAGCUGUGACGUCACAACCGAUUGUCAACACACUCUGGUGCUCUCUGGUGCGCUUGUCGUUUACAAACAUGUCACUCAAGAAAGAAAAGAGAGAUGAGCUGCAGGAAGCAUUCAUCAUGAACCAGGGGUCCGAUCAGAGGCUACCUCUCAGGAUGCUUGGAGUUGUAGUCCGCUCCAUCGGGUGUAGUCCAUGUGAGGCAGACCUCAACAAGAUCGAGAAGGACCUUUCAGGAAGAGGCGUGACGUCACUGGACUACAACCAGGUUGAACAAAUUGUCUCCACCAACAGCUGGGUGCCAGAAUCUCUGGAGACGCUCAAGGAAGCGUUUGCGACGUUUGACCGUGAGGGAAACGGUUUUAUUCCAGCGCAGGACUUGCGGUAUGUGCUCACUCACAUGGGCGAGAAGCUUCGUGAUGAGGACGUCGAUGAGAUGAUCAGGGAGGUCGACCUCACUGGGGAUGGACAAGUCAACUUUGAAGGUCUCUCCAAGUCCUUGUUAUCAUACAUCUGAUUGGCUGCUGUUGGCUGUGUAUAAAACAUAUCAUGUGAGAGAGAUGGUUAGCCAGAUAGUGAACAUUCUCAGCUGGAGCUCUGUUCAAAGGGAGAUAACUCACACCACCACUCAUACCACCACCUGAUGUCCACUGACACAAGAGACAUCAAGUUAUAUCUUCAUAUCCUCACACUGACUUACAGAUAUUUUAAUUACACAUUUCCAAUAUGUAUUCCUUAGUACUGGAAACAUUCCGUCUGAAUUGAAAUAUAUAUGUUAAAUGGCAGUUUGAAAUCAUUACGGAACCAACUUUGUAAAUGAUGAAUAUUUAUUGACAGCUUUGGUGUUCAAUCCCUUCAAACAUUGUCAUUAUAUGUUUGUUUUUUUAGAUUUGUCUUUUCACUAAAUAUUGUUUACAAACUGUUAUUCAUUGACUUUGUUUAUCAUCAGGAACAUUUGUUGAAUAUCUUGGUACAUAUUUCGAUACUAAACAUAUCUCCACAUUAAAUUUAAACCACUUCGCUGUGCAUUUUGAUCAACUGAAUGCAUCUUAAAAGUAUAUCUAUGUCAGUUUUGUAAGAACUUGUAUCUUUACAAUAUAAAUAUAUUUGGAAAAUGCUUGGCACAUUAUUGAAUAUUAUCUUGAUUACCUUUAGGAGAUAGUUCUUAAGUUGUGGCUUGUUAAAAUAUGUUAAUAUGCAACAGUUGACUUUUGAGUUCUCAGUCUUUUGGGUAUUAUGUUUGAUGUAGAUAAAUGGUGAAUAAAUGCAUAUCGUUACUAA
This is a messenger RNA of Haliotis rufescens (red abalone), 1338 nucleotides long. RefSeq names its product calmodulin-2/4-like. NCBI's taxonomy places the organism in Eukaryota, Metazoa, Mollusca, Gastropoda, Lepetellida, Haliotidae. The coding region runs from base 131 to 574 and encodes 147 amino acids. Gene Ontology annotation, cellular component: myosin II complex. The transcript has 5 exons. Gene Ontology annotation, molecular function: calcium ion binding. The record is from RefSeq and is a predicted model, not a curated record.